AUGUAUGUAUCCCCGUGCAAAACGAAUUGAACUGAAAACCGAAACUCGCUCGGAAAUUCGAAAAUUCGAAAUCUGAAAAAUCGAACUGAUAUAAAUGAAACUAAAAUAUUGCUGCCCACCCAAAUGCCGACAACCAGGAUCCAAACGGCCGCCGACAUGCGCUAUCUGCACGACCUGAAUGUCCAGAUCUCCCAGAACCGUCGAUCCGUCUCCGUUUCCAAGCAACUGGACAGGGAUCUGUGCAACCAGCACUUCGACACCUUCGAAACGUUCUGGGGCAGACCAGGACAUGGAGCCCGUGGCGACAAGAUCAACAAACUGAAACUGGACAAUCUGCUCUACGGCGCCAGCGAAUCGGCGUAAGGCCAAGGAUUCCUGGAUAUUCAUGAUAUUCCUCACCUUCUGACUGGCUCGUAGUUUGUGUGCUUAAGUCAUCUGCUCAGAAAUCAAUCGAUGCCAAGACCCAUGAGAUCACAUUACUGGACUAAUUAUUCAUUUAUUACUAUUUUUGGUUCUCCAAGUUCGCAUUUCCAGUAAUAUUAACAUCAGCCUAUAUGCCAUUUGUACUAUCUCUGUGAAAAUUUUGCCAACUUGCUUCUAGUAAGUUGACCAAAGUUUUGAAUAGGUGGUUUUCCAAAUUAAGGGAAAACUAAAAAAUAUAGUCAUGGUGGUGAAUUACAAAAUCUCUUUGGAAGGAAAGUUUAGGUAGGUUAAUAAAUAGGUAAUAAAGAGAAAUAUAGAUCUACGAA
Messenger RNA from Drosophila sechellia, 749 nucleotides. RefSeq lists its product as uncharacterized. The record is from RefSeq and is a predicted model, not a curated record. Lineage: Eukaryota; Metazoa; Arthropoda; Insecta; Diptera; Drosophilidae.